Trematosphaeria pertusa is the source of this 1482-nucleotide messenger RNA. RefSeq names its product glycoside hydrolase family 26 protein. The record is from RefSeq and is a predicted model, not a curated record. Gene Ontology annotation, biological process: substituted mannan metabolic process. Gene Ontology annotation, molecular function: carbohydrate binding; mannan endo-1,4-beta-mannosidase activity. The coding region runs from base 1 to 1422 and encodes 473 amino acids. NCBI's taxonomy places the organism in Eukaryota, Fungi, Ascomycota, Dothideomycetes, Pleosporales, Trematosphaeriaceae. The transcript is spliced from 3 exons.
AUGGUUGGGAAAUCAGUGCUCUACGUGUUGGCUAUUGCCAGUGCAGGAGUCGCGCAAACAACUACCUAUCAAGCAGAGUCCGCAACACUAUCUGGUGUCACGGUUGGAACCUCGGUCGCCGGCUUCUCAGGAACCGGCUACAUAGAAGGCUUCGACACAUCCACCGACUCCAUCACCUUCACCAUAAACAGCACCACCUCCCAGCUCUACGACCUCAGCAUAAUCUACAACGGCCCCUAUGGCGACAAAUACACCUACAUAGUCCUCAACAACGCCGGCGGCUCCCAAGUAUCCCUCCCCGCCACCACGGCCUGGACCACCGUCCCCGCAGGCCAAGUCCUCCUCGCCGCGGGCUCCAACAGCAUCCAGAUCCAAAACAACUGGGGCUGGUACCUGAUCGACGCCAUCGCGCUCUCGCCCAGCGCGCCCCGCGCCCCGCACCGCAUCACCCCCACGCCCGUCACCCCCAACGCCAACAGCGACGCCAGCGCCCUGCUCGCCUACCUCGCCAGCGUCUACGGCUCGCACAUCCUCGCCGGCCAGCAGGACCCCGCCUCCCUCGCCUGGGUCACCCAGAACAUCGGCAAGACCCCCGCUGUCCUGGGCGUCGACUUCAUGGACUACACCGCCUCGCGCACCUCGCGCGGCGCCGUGUCCUCCGACGUCGACAGCGCGCUUGCCUUCGCGCAGCAAGGCGGCAUCGUGACUUUCUGCUGGCACUGGGGCGCGCCUGCCGGCCUGUACGACACGCCCGAACAUCCCUGGUACAGCGGCUUCUACACCGACGCCACGGACUUCGACGUCGCGGCCGCGCUCGCCGACCCCGCGGGCGCGAACUACACGCUGCUGAUGCAAGACAUCGACGCCAUCGCCGCGCAGCUGAAGAAGCUGCAGAGCGCGGGCGUGCCGGUGAUCUGGCGGCCGCUGCACGAGGCCGAGGGCGGCUGGUUCUGGUGGGGCGCGCGGGGGCCCGAGCCCGCGAAGCAGCUGUGGCGUGUUCUGUACGAGCGCCUGACGAAUGUGCACGGGCUGCGGAAUCUGGUCUGGGAGUGGAAUAGCGUGGCGCCGGAGUGGUAUCCCGGGGAUGAUGUGGUGGAUCUUGUGAGCGCGGAUACGUAUGCGCAGGGGGAUCAUGGGCCUAUCUCCGCCACGUAUAAUAAUCUGCUCGCGCUCACGAACGACACGAAGAUCAUCGCCGCGGCGGAAAUCGGGUCUGUUAUGGAUCCCGCGCAGCUGCAGGCUUACCAGGCCGACUGGGUGUACUUCUGUGUCUGGAGCGGGGACUUCAUUCAAGGCGGCACGUGGAACAGUGUGGAGUUCCUCAAGAGCGUGUAUAGCAGCGAGUAUGUGCUUACGCUUGACGAGAUCCAGGGAUGGAAGAGCGGGAAUGCAUCGUCGUUGAUUCGGGGAAAGGCGAGGUAGAAAGACGGGCUUGGGAGGCUGUACAUAUGUACUUCGCUAUGUGGGAGUAGGCUAAGCAAG